CUCAUCGUCGCCCAUAUCAUCAUCCACGUUCCAGAACACGAUAAGACUGUCUACCACCGAACCACAUCACGGCUGGAUCAGAUCAUGAAACCGCAUCUGCUAGACCGUGGGUUCGAUUUCGAGUAUCAUGUCAGCGAGACGGAUCGACGCCUCUGGAGGAUCAAUAGUCUGGUUCCGCCCCCGUAUAAGAGUGUGGAGGAGCAGGUCUGGGUGAAGGAGAACCAGGCAGUUCCAUAUGAAGGGGCCGUCUAG
Molecule: messenger RNA, 252 nt
Organism: Penicilliopsis zonata CBS 506.65
Lineage: Eukaryota; Fungi; Ascomycota; Eurotiomycetes; Eurotiales; Aspergillaceae
Exons: 1
Source: RefSeq, a predicted model, not a curated record